AUGAUCUCAUGUCAUAAUCAUUAUCUAGGUAGUCCUGAUUUUAUUCGAUUAACAUUUCAUUUAAUAACAUAUCUAGCUAUUCCUCUUCACGUAUUCGGAUUUUAUUGUAUUAUUUGCAAAACUCCAAAUCAUAUGCGUUCCAUUAAAUGGCUUUUGUUAAAUUUGCAUACCUGGUGUAUUCUACUUGAUAUUACUAUUAGUUUUCUUGGGAUUCCGUACAUUUUAUACCCCGCAAUUGCUGGGUACGGACUUGGUCCAAUAGAAUCUCCAGGAUUAUUUUUUUAUUUAGGAGUUACUUUUAUAGCAGGAGUAUCUACAUCAAUAUUUGUUGUUUUUGAAAAUCGUUAUUAUAUUUUGUUUGGUGAAUCAACAUUUUGGAAGCACAUACGAAAGUAUGGAAUUGCAAUUAGUUAUAUUUUGGUUCCGUUGUAUUUUUUGCCUCCGCAAUUAUUCAUUCCAGAACAGGAAAAGGCCAGAGAAAUUGCAUGGGAUAUGCUACAAUGCAUCCCGGAAUUGCCUAAAAAUAAUCGUCCUCUUUUUGUAAUUGCUGUAGAAUUACCGCUUAUUGCUGCUACAAUAGGUGUUGGAGCACUUAUACCGACAAUUGAAUGUGGAACGUUUUUGCUUUUGAAUUGUUAUAAUUUGAUAUAUACUAGCUCGAGUGGAAUUUCCAGACAUACAGUUAAGAUGCAACAUCGAUUAGUUUUGGCACUAAUAAUUCAGUCAUCCAUAACUUUCAUCCUUUUUCUGAUCCCGAUCAGCAUGAUAAUUCUGUUCGUAUAUUUUCGUUAUCAGAACCAAAUAUUCAACAACUUAAUAUUCGUUUCCUUAGCUAUCCAUGGAAUUGCCUCAACUCUUAUUAUGGUGUUUGUUCAUAGCCCAUAUCGAGAUUUCGCGUUCUCCCCAAUCUACUGGUUUACCAAGAAACCGCCGAUUGUGAGAGUUCUGCCAUCGGUUUUGUUGUCGAGAAACAUAGAAACGCAGAGGGAAACAUCGAAUGUUCGAAUUGGAAUAUGA
Molecule: messenger RNA, 1017 nt
Organism: Caenorhabditis elegans
Lineage: Eukaryota; Metazoa; Nematoda; Chromadorea; Rhabditida; Rhabditidae
Gene: srh-231
Product: Serpentine Receptor, class H
Exons: 4
Coding region: 1-1017 (338 amino acids)
Source: RefSeq, marked reviewed